AAGCGCUGGACUACAGGCAUGUGACAGCCGCUGAGGUGGAGGUGGCCGGGUGAAAGAUGACUUUACUGGCAGGCGAUGGUUCGGAUUACGACUACAGUGCUUUGAGUUGCAACUCGGACACCUCUCUGAACGCGCCGCCCAUCCAGGAGCAAGAGGCCCUCAAGGGCGUUUAUUACAAACGGGCGCAAAGACUGCCUCCAACCGACCUCAGCAUCCCCGAUGCGCUCCAUCCGGACGACAACGGCAACCUGCCGUCCUGCGGCCAGCGGCUGCACGUCAUCAUUAACGUGGGCGGCCUGCGGUACCAGCUUCCCUGGACCACGCUGGAGGACUUCCCCCUCUCGCGUCUGGGCCAGUUGUGUCUGUGCAGCAGCUUCGACGAGAUCAUGCGGGUGUGCGACGACUACGACGUGGUCCACAACGAGUUCUUCUUCGACCGCAAUCCCUGUGCCUUCCGGACCAUCCUCACCUUCCUGCGCGCUGGGAAGCUGCGCUCUCUGCGCGAGAUGUGUGCCCUGUCCUUCCAAGAAGAGCUGCUCUAUUGGGGCGUCCCGGAGGAGAGCUUGGAAUGGUGCUGCCGGCGACGCCUCCUGCAGCGCGUGGAGGAGUGCGACGAACUAGAGCGGGUGGUGGAGGAGUACGAGGACGAUGAGGAGGACAGUGGAAGCGGAUUGGCCAGGGAGUCUCGUCUUGGCCACUGGAUGGGAAAACUAAGAGACAUGGUGGAGAAGCCUCACUCCGGCCUGCCCGGGAAGAUCUUCGCCUGCCUGUCGGUGCUGUUCGUCACGAUAACAGCCGUCAACCUGUCCAUAAGCACCAUGCCUGCCAUGAGAGAGGAGGAGGAGACUGGCAAAUGCUCUCAGAUGUGCUACAACAUCUUCAUCGUGGAGACAGUGUGUGUGGCCUGGUUCUCGCUGGAGUUCACGCUGCGCUUCAUCCAAGACCGCAGCAAGCUGGCCUUCCUCCGGCGGCCGCUCAACCUGAUCGACGUCAUAGCCAUCCUGCCCUACUACAUCACGCUGGUGGUGGACAGCACCUCCACGGGCGAGAAGCGCUUGGGCUCGGGCAGCAGCUACCUGGACAAAGUGGGCCUGGUGCUGCGCGUGCUGCGGGCGUUACGCAUCCUCUACGUGAUGCGGCUGGCGCGCCACUCGCUCGGACUCCAGACGCUCGGGCUGACGGCACGCCGGUGCACGCGGGAGUUCGGCCUGCUCCUCCUCUUCCUCUGCGUGGCCAUAGCGCUGUUCUCGCCGCUCCUCUACCUGAUCGAGAACGAGGCCGGGGCCACGCGAGAGUUCAGUAGCAUUCCUGCAACGUACUGGUGGGCCGUGAUCACCAUGACCACGGUGGGUUACGGUGACAUGGUGCCGCGCAGCAUCCCGGGACAGGUGGUCGCACUCAGCAGCAUCCUUAGCGGGAUCCUGCUCAUGGCGUUCCCCGUCACCUCCAUCUUCCACACGUUCUCGCGCUCCUACGUGGAGCUCAAGCAGGAGCAGCAGCGGCUGCUGCAGCGCAGGACUCACUUUCUGCUGCGCAGCCGCAUCGCCGGUCUGGGCAGCAACCUGUCGCUGGAGAGCGACGUGCUUUUUGCUAGUGUCUCAUCUGAUCACAGAAACCCAGAGGAAUAG
Molecule: messenger RNA, 1628 nt
Organism: Sinocyclocheilus anshuiensis
Lineage: Eukaryota; Metazoa; Chordata; Actinopteri; Cypriniformes; Cyprinidae
Product: potassium voltage-gated channel subfamily G member 1-like
Exons: 2
Coding region: 57-1628 (523 amino acids)
Biological process (GO): potassium ion transmembrane transport; action potential; protein homooligomerization
Cellular component (GO): voltage-gated potassium channel complex; membrane
Molecular function (GO): delayed rectifier potassium channel activity
Source: RefSeq, a predicted model, not a curated record